AUGAGCACGCCGCCUAGCACACAGCGCGCCGUGGUUAUUGGCGCCCAAGAUGGCAGCGUCGAGGUGACGGCCAAUUCAGAGCUUCCCGAGCUGGAGCCUGACGCAGUCUUGAUCAAGGUCGAGGCUGUCGCUCUCAACCCAGUCGACUCCAAGAUGCUGCACGGCUUUCUCGAGCCCGGCUGCGUGCUUGGCCUCGACUUUGCCGGCACAGUCGUUGCUGUCGGGCCGGAUCAGCCCGCCUGGCGGCAGCUGCAGCCCGGAGACCGCGUCUUUGGCUGCACUGACGGCUCUGACCGGCGCAGGCCCCGUGUAGGUGCCUUUAGCCAGUUCACAGCCUGUCGCGGGGCGAUCCUCAUCAAGAUGCCCAGCCAAAUGCCCUUUGCCGAGGCCGCCGCCAUGGGAAAUGCCAUCUUCUCUGCCGGCUUUGCCCUAUUUCACUCGCUUCAACUGCCUGGCUCGCUGACCAAGAAGGCGGAACAGUCUCGCUGGGUCUUGAUUUACGGCGGCGCAACAGCGACGGGCACCAUGGCACUGCAGUUUCUUCGCCGCGCUGGGCACAAGCCUAUUGCCGUGUGCUCGGCUAAGCAUUUCGACCUGGCCAAGGAGUACGGUGCGGAAGCUGCAUUUGACUAUCAUUCCGAGACUCAUGUUGAGGACAUUCGCAAACUUACCAAUAACGCGCUCAGUUUUGCGUUUGACUGUGUCACGACGCCUUCCAGCGUCAUGGCCUGUGGAGAGGCCAUGGGGAGACUUGGCGGCCGCUACACGGCAUUAGAUCCGUUUGAUGCUUCGCUGAUCAGGCGCAAGGCAGUCAAGUCGGACUGGGUCUUGACGAUUACGCUCAUGGGACGAGGCUGUGUGUGGCCGAAACCAUUCUACUGCGAACCAGACGCAGCUCUACUGAAAUGGGGAAUAGAGUUGGCAGAGUUGGCAGAAAGCGUAUUGGCUGAAGCUGUAGACAAUCUCAAACCGCAUCCAAUACGCAUCAUGGAGGGGGGGCUCGAGGCAAUUCCAAGUGGAAUUGACGCCAUUAGACAAGGCCAGGUUCGAGGGUUCAAGUUGGUCUAUCCGCUUGAGUGA
This is a messenger RNA of Beauveria bassiana ARSEF 2860, 1080 nucleotides long. RefSeq names its product enoyl reductase. The transcript has a single exon. The record is from RefSeq and is a predicted model, not a curated record. Gene Ontology annotation, molecular function: oxidoreductase activity, acting on NAD(P)H. Bases 1 to 1080 code for a protein of 359 amino acids. NCBI's taxonomy places the organism in Eukaryota, Fungi, Ascomycota, Sordariomycetes, Hypocreales, Cordycipitaceae.